Messenger RNA from Diplodia corticola, 312 nucleotides. RefSeq lists its product as uncharacterized. The record is from RefSeq and is a predicted model, not a curated record. Lineage: Eukaryota; Fungi; Ascomycota; Dothideomycetes; Botryosphaeriales; Botryosphaeriaceae. The coding region runs from base 1 to 312 and encodes 103 amino acids. The transcript has a single exon.
AUGCCGCCACCCCCUCCCCAGCAGCCCAACCCCCCUCCCCGCCCGCAACAACAACAACCCGCAACCGCCACGACGACAUCAUCCACAACCAACACCCGCGGCUCCGCCGACGACGUGCGCCGCUUCCGCGACGGCGACGAGGCCAGCCUGGCCGUCGAGGAGCGCGGCCAGCUCGUCCGCGCGGCGUUCGUCGUGCGCCGCGCCCGGCUCGACCCCCGCGGCUCCGGCCGCUGGCAGUACCAGCUGUGGCGCGAGCCCGACGGCACCCCCUUCGAGGCGGGGAGGUGGGUGGGGGAGGGGGAGUUGUCUUGA